UAUUUAUUUACGAAGUCAGAUCUGGCAAACCGAGCUAGGAAGUAUCAUCCCGAACUGGGCAGCUCUUUGGAUCUUCUGCGGGCCGUGAAGAGAUUUUCUGGCUAACUGGAUCUUUCACCGGCUUUGUCAGCCUAACUCCAAAGGUUGGAAAACACUGUGAAGACCCCAAUUCCUUUGGAAGAAGAAACCGGGAAAUAGUGUACCAAGGCAGGAUUUAAACUUACUCUGCGGAAAGGCAGGUUGGGCAGUGGGAGGCACAGGGUCUGACUCUGUAUCAUGCUGGUAAUGAGUUACAAGAAGAGCGAUUGCUUGGCUACCUGAGAUGCAGUUACCUGCCUUGGUGCUGUUCCUAACUCACCUGCUUUCUGCCUGCUUCCCCCUUGCAACGUCACUGAACUCUGUCAGUUGCUCACCGGGCCUGGGCUGUCGGCUAAAAAAGACAGAUGUUCUAUGCAUGCCUGGUGAAGCCGAAUCAGAUCCAGAACUAGAUCCCAUCCUGGGGCUGAUUCAGAUGAACUCAAGGAACACCCUUUGGUGCCCGGAGGAAGGAGAUUGCAUUCCCUGCGUGCAAGUGACAUUAACUCUUGGAUUGCUGGAGCCACCUGCGUUGGGUGCAAAUCAAGAUGGCGUAGCUAACAAGAUCAGAGAGCAGCCUAAAAAAAUCCCACGGACGCACAUUUUGCUCAUGGCCAAGACACAUUCUUCUCGCUGUGUUGAAGUGGAGGUUUGGCUUCCCUACGAUUGGGAAAGUCAGAAUACUUCCUUGUGGUCCCUGCAGUACAACUGCUUCCCAGUAGCUCUCAGUGGGGAGCUGCAUCUCAGAGUCUUCACGUGGCCUCGUUAUCGUUCUGCAGGUGUGUUACAACUCACGCACCAUGGACCAGACUGUACCUGGCCCAAAGCCACAGAUGCCAUUCACCUGUGCCAAGUGCCAAGUUUAUCCAUUUCUGUGGGACUACAGUCAGCGAUUCUACAUGUGGAAAACAUCCCUAAGGGACAACAAUUCAAAUUGUGGCUCUAUCUGAAUCGGACGGUCGGAUUUAUAGGUUUUGAUCAGGCGACUCCCAGGUUGCUGGCUGGAUCGGAGAAUGUGACUUUACCAAUCUCGCAGGUGUAUCCUUGUCUCUGCUUUCAGAUCUGGCCCAAUAUUGAAGACCAAGCUGACACACCUCGAACUCAUCUCUGUCCCUUUGCAAAUGACCCAACAGCUUUGGCCGCGGCCUGGACAAACAGCCUCUUGGAAGUUAACGCUACUGGUGGGAGUUUGAGCUGCUUGGUUUCUGCUCAGUGUGACCUUCAAGGAGAGCUGGUUCCCUGCUGGCAGAUGGAAGAUCUUGCCUGCCAACCUCUGCAUCCCCAUCUGCAUCUGGUCCUCAUUCCAGAUGAAACACAGGAGUUCCCAAGACUGCGACCUCAUCCCAACCUCUGUGUGCAGGUAAGAAGGAAUGGAAGUACCUACCUCCAAAGCUGCCUGCAGGAUGAUGUCACAAGAAGUCAGAAAUACUCACUGUUUCAGGAGAUUCAGGAUUCCCAGGGGAAUUCCUUAGUUCAAAUUAUGGAGCAAGGCACCUGGGCCUCCACUGCCAAGGUCUUCAAUACAAGAAGAAGAACAUUGGAGGAAGACUUGAGGAGCAGAAUACAGUUAGGGAAGUGCACACAGAUAUGGCAAGAAGAAGGGACCAAUAUUACUCUACUCUGGGCAUGUUCAGUGGAUCAUUAUCCCAGGACCUACUGGGUGCUGAUCUGGUUGGUCACUCUCCUAGGUAGCUGCUCUGUUCUGCUCAUGUUCCUGGUCAAGAAAGAAGCAGUAAAAGGCUGGUUCAAGAUCCUGAAAGAAGAUUACCGUUCCAGAGGAAUGCUUGAGGGACAACAGGUCCUCAUUCUCUACUCUCCAGAUCACGAAGGCUAUGAGCGUGUGGUGGGCAUCCUGGCAGAUGCCCUGACUCAGUUGAAAGUCUCUGUAUCCUUGGAGUUGUGGAGCCGUGGGGAGCUGGGAUCUCUGGGGCCUAUGCAGUGGUUCCAUGCACAGCGACGCUUGGUCCUUCAAGAAGGCGGAGUUAUUGUGCUGCUGUUUUCCCAUGAUGCCGUGGCCAGUUGUGCAGAAUGGCUGGGCUGGAAACAGAACUUCCCUCGGUCCACCUUCAAACCAGACAGCACUUUCUUGGCUUCCCUCAACUGCGUCCUGCCUGAUUUCUUGGCUGGUGAGGCCAGGGCCAGAUACAUUGUCGGCUGCUUUGAGGAGCUUCUUCCAGUCAAUGAGAUCCCUGACCUCUUCCGUUCAGUGCCUGUCUAUCCUCUGCCCUCUCAGCUCUUUAGCUUCCUGCUGGCCUUGGCUGGCCCCAGGGUAGGACACAAGCAGAAGAACAGCUUCAGGAGACAGGCAGAGUGCAUCCACAAGAGCCUGGAACAGGCAGUGCAUGAAUGCCAGCAAAAGUACCCCACCUAGUGGAACCUGUAAUUGCUGCUUUCUCAUCAAGAGGAUAAGCAGAGUAAAUGCAUUCUAUCACCAUCCUUGAGGAAUCAGACUUUCAGAAGUGAGCUGGUAAAAGUGCACCUGAGUGUAGUUCUUCCAACAAGUCAGAGUGGCCAGUCUGUUCCUGUAAUUUGGAAAGAGGCCUGUGAUGGUGUAACAAGACUCAAUCAUGGAUGGGAACUUGUUUUGCAUAGCGGUUCAAGUGAGAGGUACCUGUUUAAGCGGAGGUAAGGAGCUUGUCAUCGUAUUACUGAAUGGUAACUAGCCAAUAUAUGAAGGGAGACCAUCCGUAGAUCCAGAAUGGAGGAUCUCUCACCUUCAUGCUUUGCUUUGGUGCUCCCUUGAGGCAACUGCUUGGCCAGCAAAAUGCAAUAAUGAUAAAAGCUAGAAAUACUCAAAUCACUGUGGUGCAGAGCAUUUCAUGAAAUUAGCUUCUCAGAGCUUGUCUUGUGAAGUCUCCCCAUGGCUUGGUUUUGAUGGAAGUGUCUUCAGGGUAUGCACUUAUAUCUCCGACGGUUAGGAAAACAUCUCACAAUGGUGACACUGAACUUUGGACUGAUACGGCUACCUCAGCAAGUUUGGAAGGAUGUGGUUGCUGGUUUCCAGAAGGUUCCUUCAGAUGGUUUGCACAGCUUUUAUUUAAAAAUGAAAAGGGCUUUGGACACAAUCUCCGCCUUUUAUCAGGAUCUCAUCCUCACAUCCUGCUUGCCAUAAUGUCUGCAUUACUAAAUGUUUUAGAGAGACCUCUGCCACAGACCUCUGCUGAGGUGGCCUAGAAUCAUCUGUGGAAGUGGUGUUUCCCUCAUCCUGACACAAAACUUUCCAUAAGGACAAUUUGGGAUGUAUCAGGGAAGAGUUUAGAGAUGAUGAGUCAUUGAGAGUGAUUUGCUCCAAGUCAGCUCCUUCCCUGCCCAGUGCGUGGGUCCCGUACCUCCACUGUACCGGCCACUUUGUCUUUGGUUGGAGGGGACAGACUAGACACUUGGUGUGUGUGAGAAAAGUUUUCUUUUAUUUAUUUUGUGGAUGUUUUUUUAUUGUUUUAAAGUCUUUUCAAUUGUUUGAAUUGUUUUAGCCACCCAGAAUCACUUGGCUGAGUUGUGUGGCUAUAGAAAUGGAAUAAAACAAACCAAAAACAAAGUUUCCUUGAAGA
Molecule: messenger RNA, 3623 nt
Organism: Thamnophis elegans (Western terrestrial garter snake)
Lineage: Eukaryota; Metazoa; Chordata; Lepidosauria; Squamata; Natricidae
Gene: IL17RC
Product: interleukin 17 receptor C
Exons: 19
Coding region: 323-2446 (707 amino acids)
Molecular function (GO): interleukin-17 receptor activity
Source: RefSeq, a predicted model, not a curated record